This is a messenger RNA of Rhododendron vialii, 2907 nucleotides long. RefSeq names its product molybdenum cofactor sulfurase. Gene Ontology annotation, molecular function: molybdenum cofactor sulfurtransferase activity; molybdenum ion binding; pyridoxal phosphate binding. Gene Ontology annotation, biological process: Mo-molybdopterin cofactor biosynthetic process. The transcript has 22 exons. The record is from RefSeq and is a predicted model, not a curated record. The coding region runs from base 42 to 2534 and encodes 830 amino acids. Lineage: Eukaryota; Viridiplantae; Streptophyta; Magnoliopsida; Ericales; Ericaceae.
UCUCUCGUAGAUUUUCUUGCAAAACAAACACGCAGUCACUCAUGACGGGCAACAUGGAUUCAGAUAAAGAAGAAUUCUUGAGGGAAUUCGGUGACGAUUACGGGUAUCCGAAUGCUCCAAAGAGCAUCGACGAAAUCCGAGCUACCGAAUUCAGGAGAUUGGAUCAUGAUGGUCUUGUGUACUUGGAUCAUGCUGGGACAACUUUGUAUUCUGAGACACAAAUGGAAGCAAUCUUCAAAGGUCUCACCACGAGUGUCUUUGGGAAUCCCCAUAGCCAAAGUGAUUCCAGCUUGGCCACUGCAGAAAUUAUAAGGGAAACUCGGCAACAGGUCCUUGAUUUCUGUAAUGCAUCUGCAAGAGAUUACAAAUGCAUAUUCACUUCUGGGGCAACUGCUGCCCUAAAACUUGUUGGAGAGGCCUUUCCUUGGAGCAGUCAAAGUACAUUCAUGUACACAAUGGAAAAUCAUAACAGUGUCCUUGGGAUCCGUGAAUAUGCCCUCAGUAAAGGAGCUACAUCCUUUGCAAUAGAUAUUGAAGAAGCUGCUCAUGAAGGUGGAGGAUGUAAAAGCCCUGUAUCUUCCAUCAAGGUUUUACAGCGCCCUACACUGAGGAGAAAUGAAGCGACACUCCUGGAAGAAGAGCCUUCAGGGAAUGCAUACAACUUAUUUGCUUUCCCCUCAGAGUGCAACUUCUCAGGUUCGAGAUUUAGCCUCCACUUGGUGAAUACUGUCAAGGAUGAUACUGCGAGAGUUUUGGAAGGAUCUCCAUAUUGCAAGGGUCGCUGGAUGGUUUUGAUUGAUGCUGCCAAAGGAUGUGCCACGAAACCACCAGACUUAUCAAAAUAUCAGGCAGAUUUUGUUAUCAUUUCAUUCUACAAGAUAUUUGGUUAUCCAACUGGUCUUGGAGCUCUCGUUGUUAGAACUGAAGCCGCCAAAUUGCUGAAGAAGUCAUACUUUAGUGGAGGCACUGUAGCUGCAUCAAUUGCGGACAUUGACUUUGUUAAGAGAAGAGAAGGCAUUGAAGAGUUUUUUGAGGAUGGCACUAUAUCAUUUUUGAGCAUAGCAUCGCUACACCAAGGGUUUAAAAUCCUCAAUACCUUGAGCAUGUCUGCUAUAUCCCGCCACACUUCAUCACUUGCCACAUAUGCAAGGAAGAUACUUUCAACGUUGAGGCAUGGAAAUGGUGGUUAUGUCUGCACAUUAUAUGGAAGGCAUGAGUCAGAGGUACUAUAUGAUGAACUGGGUCCAGUUGUUUCAUUUAACUUGAAAAGACCAGAUGGCUCUUGGUUUGGUUACCGUGAGGUGGAAAAGCUGGCUUCUUUAUCUGGAAUUCAGCUACGGACAGGAUGCUUUUGCAAUCCUGGAGCUUGUGCAAAAUAUCUUGGCUUGUCUCAUUCGGAUCUUCUUUCCAACAUUAAGGCAGGGCAUGUUUGUUGGGAUGAUCAUGAUAUAGUGAAUGGGAAACCUACUGGAGCUGUUAGAGUGUCGUUUGGUUAUAUGUCAACAUUUGAAGAUGCCAAGAAAUUGGUAAACUUCAUAGUGAGUUCCUUUGCAUCAUGGCCAACUCAGGCCGAAUGCGUAUAUCUAUCAAGAGCAAGGUCCAUUUGCUUUCCAGAUGAAGGCCUUAAACGAUCAACUGCAAAAUAUUUUCUUCGGUCUGUGACUGUCUACCCAAUAAAAUCGUGUGCUGGUUUCAGAGUAGACAGCUGGCCUCUAAGCAGCACAGGCUUGCUUCAUGAUCGGGAAUGGCUUCUCAAAAGCCUGAGUGGUGAGAUCCUUACACAAAAGAAGGUUCCGGAAAUGUGCCUUAUUAGUACAUAUAUUGACCUCAAUUUGGGGAUACUGUUUGUUGAGUCACCUCAUUGUAAGAUGAAACUGCAGAUUCGACUUAGAACAGAUUUUUCUACUGCUGGGGGAGAUGAAUUAGAUCUAUAUUCCCAGAGAUAUGAAGUGCGAGGUUAUGAUAAUGAAGUUAGCAUUUGGUUUAGCAAUGCUGUUGGCCGACCUUGCACUUUAUUAAGAUGUUCAGGCUCAAAGAAUUCAUUCUGUCCAGAGAGGGGCAACACCAAAGGCAUGUGCAGAGAUGUGGAGACCAAAUUGAAUUUUGUCAAUGGAGCUCAGUUAUUGCUGAUCUCUGAGGAAAGUGUAUCCGACCUGAACAACAGAUUAAGCUCGAAUGUGCAGGAAGGCCUUGAAGGACCACCAAUUCAAGUCAAUCCAAUGAGAUUCCGCCCCAACCUUGUCGUAUCUGGUGGAGCACCCUAUGCAGAAGAUGAAUGGAGAAGUCUUAAAAUUGGAAAUCAAAAUUUUGUGUCAUUAGGUGGAUGCAACCGCUGCCAGAUGAUCAAUUUAAAUCCUCAAGAAGGAGAAGUGAGGAGAUCAAGGGAACCCUUGGCUACUCUAGCAUCAUACAGGAGAGUGCAGGGGACAAUACUUUUUGGCGUUCUUCUGAGAUAUGAUAAUAGAGAUGACGUAGGGCAAGAUAUGGAUUCAUGGCUUGAGGUGGGACAGGAAGUACAUCCAAAUACAGACUAGCUGUAAGGAUCUACUAGGAACUGCAUGAAGAUUAAGAGAGAAGUAAUUACUUCAUUCACCUCUUGAAUUAAUCUAUCGCCUAUAUCUGCGACUACAUUACACUGCAGCCUCGCCAAAGAAGGGGAUAUAAACUAUACGCAAAUCAUCAAAUACCAUAGUGAAGGUCCGGCAUAUACUUGUGUUCAUAAUAUAUGAAUCUGUACCCAUAAAAAUAAUACGUAAAUCUCUGUUUGCAAUCCACUCUGGGUACAUGUAACACCGUCUUUGCGCAUUCUAUGUAACAUGCAAGAGGAGACUUAGAUCUUGACUUUUGUCUCCACACUUAAUCUUACAUUUUGGUUAUAUAACAACUAAAUUUUGGUCCUUUUCGUAA